AUGGCAUCAAAUGAUAAUCAACUGGAAGAAAAGCAGGAAGAAGUAGAGCCAAUCAUGAUUUUGGAUGUGAACCAAGAAGAAUUGGAUCUAAAUCAUGGUCGUAUCGGCAAAAUUGAGAACCUCGAACCAUUAGUACAACUAAAGAGAUUAUACCUUCGUUGGAACUUAAUAAAAAAAAUUGAAAAUUUGGGUACCUUAACAACAUUAGAGGAACUGGAACUUUAUGAUAAUCAAAUCACCAAGAUUGAAAAUUUGGAACCACUGAGCAAUCUUAUAAUGCUGGAUAUAAGUUUUAAUCGAUUGACGAAAAUUGAGAAUCUGGAUGAACUGUCGAGCUUACAAAAGCUCUUUUUAGUGUCCAAUAAAAUUGCAUCUAUUGAAAAUCUUCAAAGCCUUUCAAACUUGACUAUGUUGGAACUGGGCGAUAAUAAGAUUCGUGAGAUCAAAAAUCUUGACUGCCUUCCGAAUUUAACACACUUGUUUCUGGGGAAAAAUAAAAUUACUAAGAUCCAGAAUUUGGACAAGCUUACAAAACUGGAAUGUCUAAGUCUUCAAUGUAAUCGAAUAGUCAAAAUUGAAAAUUUGGACAAGUUGAUAAACUUGAAAGAAUUGUAUUUAUCUGAAAAUGGAAUUGAAGUCAUUGAAAAUCUUGAUGAAAACAAGGACCUUGAAACAUUAGAUUUGGCAAUAAAUCGUAUAAAAUCUAUUGAGAAUGUAGGACAUAUGAAGGAACUACAAGAGUUUUGGGUCAAUAAUAAUCAAAUUAGUGCUUGGAAAUGUCUUGAACAAUUAACAGGUAAUCUGAAGCUUGAAACUGUUUAUUUGGAGAAGAAUCCAAUUGCAUCUGAUAUCCAAUAUCGUAAAAAAAUCAUGCUCACCAUUCCAUGGAUUAAAAAGAUUGAUGCAACUUUAUGUCAUUGA
Molecule: messenger RNA, 921 nt
Organism: Chironomus riparius
Lineage: Eukaryota; Metazoa; Arthropoda; Insecta; Diptera; Chironomidae
Source: the annotation of a GenBank genome assembly